Molecule: messenger RNA, 1475 nt
Organism: Gasterosteus aculeatus aculeatus (three-spined stickleback)
Lineage: Eukaryota; Metazoa; Chordata; Actinopteri; Perciformes; Gasterosteidae
Product: potassium-transporting ATPase subunit beta
Biological process (GO): intracellular sodium ion homeostasis; sodium ion export across plasma membrane; potassium ion import across plasma membrane
Cellular component (GO): sodium:potassium-exchanging ATPase complex
Molecular function (GO): ATPase activator activity
Source: RefSeq, a predicted model, not a curated record
UAACAAUUCAUCCCACUGGAGCGACGUCCAGGGAGUUCAACCUUAAACUACUGUAAGAGACCAGGAAACAGGGCAUAAAACGAUAGAAGCACACACCUGGAAGGAGGAGAGAGGAGAAACAGAUAUUGCUGUCUGAAUCUCACUGUGAGGGAGAGAGGAAGGGAAGUAAAAGUAAAACGAGUGCAGGGAAGGGAAGGUCAGUUCAUCAUGGCCGCCUUGAAGGAGAAGAGGAAUUGUGGGCAGCGAUGUGAAGACUUUGGCCGUUUUGUCUGGAACUCCGACGAAGGGAAGUUACUGGGCAGAACGCCAGAGAAAUGGGUGUACAUCAGUCUGUAUUAUGUGGCCUUCUACGUGGUGAUGACGUCCCUCUUUUGCCUGGCCAUCUGGACGCUCAUGUACACGUUGGAUCCGUAUGCGCCGGACUACCAAGACCGGUUAAAGUCUCCGGGGGUCAUGGUGUGGCCGGACACUUACGGGGAGGAGAUUGUUGAAAUCUCCUACAACACAUCAGACAAGUCCAGCUGGAUGAAGAUGACCAACAUCCUUAAUGAGUUCCUGGAGCCGUACAAUGACACCAAGCAGCUUGAAUGUAACAAACAUAACUGCACCAGGGGAAAGUACUUCAUCCAGGACACCUUCUCUGCCCCUAACCACACCAAGUGGGCGUGCCCCUUCACGCAAAGCAUGCUGGGAGCCUGUUCAGGACACGAGGACCCGACCUUUGGUUACAACUGCACCAUGCCUUGCGUCAUCAUUAAGAUGAACAGGAUUAUCAGCUUUUUGCCCUCUAAUAACACUGAGCAUCCGGCUUAUGUCAACUGCACUGUAUUGGAAGGACAACACAAUGUGGACAAAAUUGAGUAUUUCCCUGAGGGUGGAAGUAUGGACUUAUCUUACUUUCCUUACUACGGAAGACUGGCACAGCCCACUUACAUCAACCCGCUGGUGGCGGUUCGGUUCAGCCUGGUCAAUGGGAAGAAAGCGAAGAUCCAGUGCAGAGUGGUCUCCAAAAUCAUCAGCUACGAAAACUACCACGACCCCUACGAGGGAAAAGUCAUCUUCCAACUGGAAGCGGUGAAAUGAGAAGAUCCUUUAGUCGCGUGACAACGAACCUUUCAGCAUCAGAGAUGGAGAGGGUGUCUACAGAUCAGUGGGCACUGUGAUUUAACAACCUUUAAACAAAAUUACUCAAUAUUUUAGGCCCACUUGUAAAUGUCUGUGUCAUGUUUUUGGUUUGAUUCAUGAACUUCGUCAUCUGAUUUUUUUACCCAAGACAAAAAAAAGAAACCUUUAAAUCUAUGUUAUGUUUGUAUAAUUAUGAUGUAACCUGUCGCACAGUAACAGACUGCAGCAUCUGUCUUUAUGUGUCUCUCUCCUCUCUUCAUACUCAAGAAAGUAAUAAAAUCUGAUGACAUAAAAGAGAAACAACAUGAUUGUUGAGGUGAACUUGUUACUAAAUGCAAACUAAAAACUUG